Molecule: messenger RNA, 2238 nt
Organism: Rosa rugosa (rugosa rose)
Lineage: Eukaryota; Viridiplantae; Streptophyta; Magnoliopsida; Rosales; Rosaceae
Exons: 17
Coding region: 156-1985 (609 amino acids)
Biological process (GO): 7-methylguanosine mRNA capping; protein dephosphorylation
Molecular function (GO): ATP binding; mRNA guanylyltransferase activity; mRNA 5'-triphosphate monophosphatase activity
Source: RefSeq, a predicted model, not a curated record
AUGGCGGUUCUGAGAUGUUUAUAAACGAAGAAGUAUCUCUGAAACAGUUAAGUUCGUAAACUCUCUCGUCUCUCCCAAGGUCCAGACCUAAAACCCUAACUUCUCCUUCUCCAUGACUCUUAUCGAUUCUCCAAAUUGAAGCCAUCUCCAAGUCGAUGGAUAGAGAAGAGAGACGGAUGGGGUUCAAAAGAAAAUUCCAGUAUGAGGAUCCAGCGAUUCACAAUAGGAACCAACAGCCUUAUGAUCGAUACGCGCUUCCAGAAGGUUGGGCUGGUUGUCCUGCUUUCGGAGAUGAAAUUAGUGGUAUAAUUCCUUCAAAAGUACCUCUGGGUGAGUCUUUUAGUGACCACAUUCGAGGUGAAACAUACACUCCAAAGCAAGUCAUUCAUCAACAAAGACUUCUAGGAAGAGAACUUGGUUUAGUGAUUGAUCUAACAAACACGACUCGAUACUAUCCCUUAUCCGAUUGGGGAAGGGAAGGUAUUCGUCAUGUUAAGAUAAAAUGCCAAGGAAGGGAUUCAGUACCUGAUAGUGAAUCUGUAAAUAAAUUUAUCGAUGAGGUAUCAAAAUUUUUCUCCCAGAGAACAAAUCCAAUGAAGUUUAUUCUUGUCCACUGUACACAUGGGCAUAACCGCACAGGUUUCAUGAUUGUUCAUUACCUUAUACAUACCAAAUCAAUUACUGUCACUGAGGCAAUAAGUCAAUUUUCCAGGGCUCGUCAUCCUGGGAUAUAUAAACAGGACUAUAUUGAUGCGCUAUACUUGGCUUAUCAUGAAAGGAAGCCUGAUUCAAUUGUUUGCCCUCAAACUCCAGAGUGGAAGAGAAGUUCCGAUCAGGACAAUGAGAAUCAUGUGAGAAAUGGAGCAAUGACGAUUGAUGAUGUUUUGGGAGAUACAAUACCUUUUGACCAGCAAAAGAUGUUGCAGGAAGCCUGUUAUCAUGCACUCGACUUGGUUAUAACGGGUAGAGGGAAGUUGCCGUUUCCAGGGUCGCAUCCUGUUUCUCUCAACAGAGAGAACCAACAAUUACUAAGGCAGCGCUAUUACUACGCCACAUGGAAAGCUGAUGGAACUCGCUAUAUGAUGCUAAUUACUUGGGAUGGGUGUUACUUAAUUGAUAGAAGGUUUCAUUUCCGAAGGGUCCAGAUGCGUUUUCCUUGCAGAUUUUCAAAUAAGGUUAUACCUGAGAAGACUCAUCAUUUUACAUUACUUGAUGGAGAGAUGAUAAUUGACACGGACCCAAAUACCCAAAAGCAAGAGAGAAGAUACCUCAUUUAUGAUGUCAUGUCAAUUAACCAAGCCUCAGUCGUGAAGCUGCCAUUCCAUGAACGGUGGAAGAUGCUGGAAAAAGAAGUGAUCGAGCCUCGAAAUAUGGAACGUGAUACUCUUUCCAGGAGUGCAGAGCCGUAUUACAGAUAUGACUUGGAACCGUUCAGUGUGAGGAGGAAGGGUUUUUGGAUACUAUCUACUGUUACCAAGCUUUUGAGGAAAUUCAUUCCUGGACUUUCACAUGCAUCUGACGGUCUGAUAUUCCAGGGCUGGGAUGAUCCUUAUGUACCCAGAACGCAUGAAGGUCUUUUGAAGUGGAAAUUUCCUGAAAUGAAUUCAGUUGAUUUCCUGUUUGAGUUAGGAGUUGAUGAUCGUCCGCUACUUUUUCUGAAUGAGCGUGGAAAGAAGAAGCUGAUGUCAGGCUUUAGGGUUGUUUUUAAAGAUGAAUUGGACCCAGCUUUUUGUUCGGGGAAAAUCGUGGAGUGCGCCUGGGACGCAGAGGGACACGUGUGGGUCUGUUUGCGGCUAAGGCCAGACAAAUCGACGCCAAAUGAGUUCAUGACAUAUACAAAGGUGAUGAAAAGCAUUAAGGAUAAUAUAACGGAGGAAGUUGUGUUGAAGGAGAUUGAUGAGAUUGUCCGCCUACCUAUGUAUGCUGAUCGAAUAAAGACUGAUAUUAAGGCACACGAGCAUACUUCUUCCGCCCGGCGUAGGUGAAUAGCCAAAAAAUACAUAUCGUCACUAGACACAGGACAGCAAAUUCAUCACAGUACACAAAUAUGAGCUUAAGUUCAUCACCCAUGUAUUUUAGUUUUUUUUUUUUCUUUGGUCAAAUUAGCCAAAAGAAUUAUUAUUAAUUUGUAAUAUCAUCAUAAGCAGAAGUUUUGUAUCUUUAGUCGUUUUGUUCUGGAUCCGUGUUGUACACUAGCAAUGAGUUGAUCAUUUAAUUAAAUUGAUUUCAUUUUUAUCA